AUGUCGUAUCCGAAAUCGCCAGAGAUCACCUAUACUUCGAUGCACAACAACUACAAACCAUGGCAACCAGGAGCUUUUCGACGAAUUCCAUGGUCUGGUCUGGGAUGCCUCGUUGGAGCUGUGCUGGGAAUGAUAGCCGCCAUCGCCAUUCUUCGUGCGAGCGAUAAGGCUCCGAUUACAAGUUGGAGAUAUCCUCCUACUGUGUACCUUUCGAUUGCCUACACGAUUAGCAACAUACUGCUCGCGGGCGCUUUCGGCCAAGGAGUGACGGUACGUCAGCUUCGAGACCAAGUUACAGCGAAACCGUGUACUGAUGUAACAAGAUCAAUUGGUGGAGAAAGGCCCUCCAAGACAACACGCAGUUGGGCGAUCUACAUCGAUACUGGUACAUCUCUCGCCUCAGACAUCCCAUGUACUUUUCAGAGACUUACAUGACGCCAGGGACUUCGGCCAAAGCGCGUUUUCAGCCUUACUCGCGGGUCGCAAGUUCAACUUCAUCGCCUUCGCCGCUUUGUUCAUCGCGAUUACCCCAGUGAACGGACCACUUCUCCAGCGAUCUUCUUCAGUAGAAGUAGCAAGCGCAUACUCAUCGGUGAGACUGACCGUACCAGCCGCCAGAUCGAUACAGUACGCAACCGCGCGUGUUUCUGGAAGAGCAUAUCAGGUGGCAUACUUCAGUCAGGCCUUCAAUCCGGUCGUACAGGUAUGGAACAACGCAGAGGAGUCCGUGCAGGACUGAGAAUUUAUAGCAAUACUAUACCGGUCAGUCGAUUUCUGUGAACAACAGCGGAUGCUCCGCAAACGGCAUGUGCUCCGGCAGACUCAUGGCUGCCGGCCUCGCCGUGAAUUGUUCCUCCUCGACGGCGCCCUUCGACCUCAGCGAAACAAUCCAAUUGGCGAAUGGUACACAGGAGAUCAACUAUGCUACUGUCAAUGGUACCGACGUUUUCCAAUCGCUGUUCUAUUGGUCAGCCGGGACUCCUAGCAACAUCAGCCUUUCUGUGCAGUACAAACCGACGAAAGACUACUUGAACAGCAACCUCGUCGUUAGGAACUGUACCCUCCAUCCCGCAACUGUGCAGUAUCCAGUCGUUGUGGAUGGCAAUCGUUCAACCAUCACACUGGACCCUCGAUCGACCAUCUUUGACGACGUCCAAAUCGCUAGGAUUGACUACACUAUGGAGAACUCCCCCGGCAGUGACACCUACAUGGGCGGCUAUGCAUACGCUCUGAAGACUCGAUUUAACUCCGUUAUAAAUCUCCGCUGGGCAGGCGGUAAGUGCUGAAGAGCCUUUGAGAAUUGCAUCAAUGAUGCUAAUGAAUGAUUUCACAUAGCUGUGGGCUGGGAUACCGGCUCUACCGGCCCCGUAGGAGCGCAAUUCGCCGACCAGAGCGACAUCGCAGAUUACCUAGUCGAUGGAGUCAACCUCAAGUUUUCCGACCCAACCAGUUACCUCCUACAACAAGCCCGCGAGCUGAUGUUCCGUACCGCGCUAGCCGGAGGAAACACUCCUAACAUACAAGUCAUACAAAGUGCCACAGAAGUCCAGACCGUUGGGAUAUAUCGAAGUCACUACCUCUUUCUAGGGCUGUCUCUUGCGAUUACGUUCAUUGCCAUUCUCAUCGUUCUGACCACCUACAAUGGAUACUGGUAAAGUCACAGCAUACAUGGCAUUCUGUUACCCGCGAAUUAAUGAGCUGACUCAGAACACCACAGGCAACUCGGUAGAAAGGUCACCAUGUCUCCCCUGGAGACGGCGAAAGCUUUCAAUGCGCCUCUCUUGGCACAGGAAGAUUCCAACGCGGAGGUCAAGGAUCUCGUCAAAGGUUCUGGCGGCAAAGCUGUCCGUUACGGACACGUCUUGGAUGCCGCUGGGCGUUUCGAAGCCAAUGCGCGCCUGGAGAUAGCCGAUCCCACGUCUGUUCGAUCCAUGAACGGGUCUCGAUGGUAUUGA
Messenger RNA from Lecanosticta acicola, 1955 nucleotides. The record is from the annotation of a GenBank genome assembly. NCBI's taxonomy places the organism in Eukaryota, Fungi, Ascomycota, Dothideomycetes, Mycosphaerellales, Mycosphaerellaceae.